CCGUAACAUAUGUAGCGCGCUGAGUCAGGAGGUCGCACACAAAGGCAGAAAUCGAAUUGAACACCAUAAUAUCAACAAGUUGAUAAUGGAAUUACAAAGCCAGCCACGGAAAUGUUGUUCUGAUUCUGAAACAUGUGCAAUCACAGACUGUGAUAGAGAAUUGAUGGAAGCAGAUGAUCUCAAGAAAGAAUGCGAUACUGAUACGCAGGAAACAGAUGAUCUCAAGAAACAAUGUGUUACUGAUACGCAGGAAACAGAUGAUCUCAAGAAACAAUGUGUUACUGAUUCGCUGGAAACAGGUGAUCUAGAGAAACAAUGUGUUACUGAUUCGCUGGAAACAGGUGAUCUCAAGAAACAAUGCGAUACUGAUACGCUGGAAACAGGUGAGCUCAGGAAACAAUGUGUUACUGAUUCGCUGGAAACAGGUGAUCUCAAGAAACAAUGCGAUACUGAUACGCUGGAAACAGGUGAUUUCAGGAAAGAAUUUGUAACUGACAAGAGCGGCAAACAGUUUGGUGCAUGCGGGAAAACAUUUAAUAUAUCAGGUGACACGAACAGACACUUGCUGGGUCACUGUGAAGUCAAGUCUUCUCAGUGUGACGAGUGUGGGAAAACGUUUACAAAAGCAAGUAGCCUCAAGUCACACAUGAGGAUUCACAGUGGGAUCAAGCCUUAUCAGUGCAUUGUGUGUGAGAAAACAUUUACACAAUCAUAUAACCUGCAGAUACACACGAGGAUUCACAGUGGAAUCAAGCCUUAUCAGUGCAUUGUGUGUGAGAAAACAUUUACAGAAUUAGGUCAUGUACAGAAUCACAUGAAGAUUCAUAGUGGAAUCAAGCCUUAUCAGUGUGUUGAAUGUGGGAAAACAUUUACACUGUCAGGUAAUCUGCAGACACACAUGAGGACUCACACUGGAAUCAAACCUUACAAGUGUGUUCAAUGUGGCAAAGCAUUUACAAUAUCGGGUAAUCUACAACGACACAUGAAGAGUCAUGGUGAAAUCAAGGCCUAUCAGUGCACUGUGUGUGAGAAAACAUUUACACAAUCACGUAAUCUGCAGACACACAUGGGAAUUCAUAGUGGAAUCAAGCCUUAUCAGUGUGAUGAUUGUGGGAAAACAUUUGCACGAUCAGGUCAUCUGAAGUCACACAUGAGGAUUCACAGUGGAAUCAAGCCGUUUCACUGUGUUGAAUGUGGGAAAACAUUCACACAAUCAUCUCACCUGCAGAGACACAUGAGGAUUCACAGUGGAGUCAAGCCUUAUCCGUGCAUUGUGUGUGAGAAAGCAUUCACAGAAUCAGGUAAUCUACAGAAACACAUGAGGAUUCAUUGCGGAAUUAAGCCUUAUCAGUGCGAUGAAUGUGGGAAAAGGUUUGCGCGAUCAAGUUAUCUGCAGUCACACAUGAGCAUCCACAGUGGAAUUACACAAUCAUAUGAAAUGCAGAAACACAUGAGCGGUUCACAGUGGAGUCAAACCUUAUCAGUGUGUUGAAUAUUGAAAAAUAUUCAUACAAUAAUCUCACCUUACAGACAUACAUGAGGAUUCACAGUUGAAUCGAGCCUUAUCCGUGUGUUGAAUGUGGGAAAACAUUCACAAAGUCAUGUCGCCUGCAGACAUACAUGAGGAUUCACAGUGGAAUCGAGCCUUAUCCGUGUGUUGAAUGUGGGAAAACAUUCACAAAGUCAUGUCGCCUGCAGACAUACAUGAGGAUUCACAGUGGAAUCGAGCCUUAUCCGUGUGUUGAAUGUGGGAAAACAUUCACAAAGUCAUGUCGCCUGCAGACACACAUGAGGAUUCACAGUGGAAUCGAGCCUUAUCCGUGUGUUGAAUGUGGGAAAACAUUCACAAAGUCAUGUCGCCCGCAGACACACAUGAAGAUUCACAGUGGAAUCGAGCCUUAUCCGUGUGUUGAAUGUGGGAAAACAUUCACAAAGUCAUGUCGCCUGCAGACAUACAUGAGGAUUCACAGUGGAAUCGAGCCUUAUCCGUGUGUUGAAUGUGGGAAAACAUUCACAAAGUCAUGUCGCCUGCAGACACACAUGAGGAUUCACAGUGGAAUCGAGCCUUAUCCGUGUGUUGAAUGUGGGAAAACAUUCACAAAGUCAUGUCGCCUGCAGACACACAUGAGGGCUCACAGUGGAAUCGAGCCUUAUUCGUUUGUUGAAUAUGAGGUUACAUUUACAGUGAAAUGAAUUUUUUGAACUGAGUGGACUGAAAUAUGUUUUUGGGUAAUGGGUAUGGUAGAACUUUCUCAUAUAUAUAUUGGAACUGAUACAUAAUAAAUCAAUCAACAUUUUA
Molecule: messenger RNA, 2299 nt
Organism: Haliotis rufescens (red abalone)
Lineage: Eukaryota; Metazoa; Mollusca; Gastropoda; Lepetellida; Haliotidae
Product: zinc finger protein 501-like
Exons: 2
Coding region: 86-1492 (468 amino acids)
Biological process (GO): regulation of transcription by RNA polymerase II; central nervous system development
Cellular component (GO): nucleus
Molecular function (GO): DNA-binding transcription factor activity, RNA polymerase II-specific; RNA polymerase II cis-regulatory region sequence-specific DNA binding
Source: RefSeq, a predicted model, not a curated record